AUGUUUGCUUCUCGAUUUUUGUCUGCGGCUUUGUUCCUUUCGUUUCUGAGGAUUGUCCUCGCCGGUUUACCCAAGAAAAUAUAUGGCGUCAACCUUGGUUCUUGGCUACUCCUCGAGCCGUGGAUGCUACCAGCAGGAUGGUUGGCCAUGGGUGGAGAGAUGUGUUCAGACUGUUCGACGUGCAUAGCGAGUGAAUCCGCUUUUGCUGAAGCAUAUCCUGAGAAAAAGGUCUCCGCAGAAUUCAAUAAACAUUGGGCCACUUGGUUUAACCAAGAUGAUGUCAACGAACUUGCCUCCCUCGGCAUCAACACAGUUCGCAUUCCUCUAGGAUACUGGAUAAUAGAACAAUUAGUCGAUAAAGGCGAAUUCUUUCCAAAAGGUGGCCUCAAACAUCUGCGGAGAGGGCUGCGUCAACUCCAUGAUGCUGGUAUCGUCGCGAUUUUGGACCAUCACGCUUUACCCGGUGUUCAGACCGCUCAGCAAAUGUUCACGGGAAGAUGCACGAGAGAUGUCGAGUUCUAUACUGACUACAACUAUCACCGUGCUUUGGUGUGGACGGCCGUAAUGACCGGCAUGGCACAUCUUGAUCCAAUGUUCAAAGGCGCCGUCUCAAUCCAGGCAGUCAACGAGCCUAUCAUGGAUGCGACCUUGACUCCCGGAUAUGGUGAAUUCCAAAAGAACUUCGUCUUGACUGUUCGUGCGGUCGAAGCACUCUUAGGAAUCGGUGUACACGCUAGAUUUCCCCACUUCCCCUCAGCCAACUUCACAGCAGUGUUGACGGAAGCAUCGAAUACGAACCAAUUCAACCCUGAAGUCCAGGAUGCACUCGCUGCUGCGGGCCCGAUCCUCCUUCAGAUAGCGGCGGAAUUUAAUAUCCAGCCGGUGUUCAACGUGCACGCUCAAGACGGUGGCCAGCGAGAGCCACUCACUACAAAUUUCAUGGAUAUCAAUUGGCAGUUCAACGACCCACCUAAUCCUGCCGAUGCCACUCUCGGUCCUCAGGGUUACGACAACCAUUUAUAUUAUUCCCCGACAUCAGUUUCUUGCGUCCUCAUGAUCCCACAGGGAGUAGCUGAUCCCAACCCAGACGCUUACUUGAUAAGCAUUUGCAAUUUACGCCGCGUAGAGAACGACGCGGCGGUGGGCAAUUCUCCCCUUUGGUUCGGAGAGUGGGCACUCUCUACCCAAUUCGACGCUUCCGACGAUUUCCUUCGUGACUGGGCAGAUGCCCAGAAAUUGGCGUAUAGCAAGGGCCAAGGCUGGAUAUUCUGGAGCUUCAAGAUCGAAAUCUCGCCAGAGGCCGGUGAUACGGCGCGUCAGUGGUCCUAUACAGAAGGCGUGAAGCGUGGAUAUCUUACUCGGAAACCAGCCGAGCUUCACAACCCACAUGUGUGCGAUGACUUUGUGGAGCAGUAG
Messenger RNA from Pleurotus ostreatus (oyster mushroom), 1416 nucleotides. RefSeq lists its product as uncharacterized. The record is from RefSeq and is a predicted model, not a curated record. Gene Ontology annotation, molecular function: beta-glucosidase activity. The coding region runs from base 1 to 1416 and encodes 471 amino acids. Gene Ontology annotation, cellular component: cell surface; extracellular region. The transcript is spliced from 16 exons. Lineage: Eukaryota; Fungi; Basidiomycota; Agaricomycetes; Agaricales; Pleurotaceae. Gene Ontology annotation, biological process: glucan catabolic process.